UGGGCGCGCUGAGGGGAAGAGGCCCGCUGGAGGCGGCCAUGUUGGGGGCCCGGGGCGGGUGGCGGGUCCUGCGCCGCUGCCCUUCCUCCAUCUUCUCCUCUUCCUCCUCCUCCUCCUCCUCCUCCUCCUCGUCCUCCUCCCUGCCCAGGGAGCAGCGGGCACCGGCGGCGCGGUUGCGGGUCCGCCAGGCGCUGGGGGCCCGGGAAGCAGCGGGCGAGGUGCAGGUGCAGGGCUGGGUCCGCUCCAUCCGUGCCCAGAAGGAGGUUUUGUUCCUGCAUAUCAACGAUGGGAGCUCUCUGGAAAGCCUCCAGGUGGUUGCUGACCCCAGCAUGGAAAGCAGAGACCUCUCUUUUGGAAGCGCGGUGGAAGUACGAGGGAAACUGGUCAAAAGCCCUCACAAGAUGCAAAACGUGGAGCUGAAAGCUGAAAGCAUUCGUGUGGUGGGACCUUGUGACGCUUUGUCAUUCCCCCUGAAAGCGAAGGACAGGCGCCCGCUGGAGGACAUCCGCCAGUUCCCUCACUUGCGAUGCAGGAGUAACGCGCUCGGUGCCCUCUUGAGAAUCCGCAGCGAAGCCACCGCAGCCAUCCACUCGUUCUUCCAGGAUAAUGGCUACGUGCAUAUCCAUACCCCCAUAAUUACAUCGAAUGACUGCGAAGGUGCCGGGGAACUCUUUCAGGUUGAGACAUCAAAUGAGACACGGGAAUCUGCGGAGAAGAACCAUUUCUUCAACGGGCCUGCCUUCCUGACGGUUUCUGGCCAGCUCCAUUUGGAAGUGAUGGCAGGGGCCUUUACCCACGUGUUCACCUUUGGGCCGACGUUUCGAGCUGAAAACUCGCAGAGUCGCCGGCACCUGGCAGAGUUCUACAUGGUGGAGGCCGAGCUGUCCUUCACUGAGAGCCUCCAGGACAUCAUGCAGGUUAUGGAAGAUCUUUUCAAGACGGCAACAAGCACCGUGUUCUCCAGAUGUCCUCGUGAUGUUGAGCUUUUUCAUAAAUACGUAGCUCCUGCCCAGAAGACCAAGGGCAGGUUGGACCAAAUGCUGAAGAACAGAUUUGUAACAAUUUCCUACAAUGAAGCAGUGGAAAUUUUGAAGCAAGCUUCUCAAACUUUUGCUUUUAAGCCAGAGUGGGGUUGUGACCUCCAAACAGAACACGAGAAGUACCUGGUGCAGCACUGCGGUGAGGUUCCCGUGUUUGUCGUUAACUACCCGUACGAUCUCAAACCUUUCUACAUGCGGGACAACGAAGACGGACCCCAACGAACAGUUGCAGCUGUUGAUCUCCUCGUACCAGGAAUAGGGGAGUUGUGUGGAGGCAGCUUGAGGGAGGAGCGCCUGCCCUUCCUCGAAUCACGCCUGCAGAGAUUAGGACUUGCAGAUGCCUACCAGUGGUAUCUAGACCUCCGAAAAUUCGGCUCGGUUCCCCACGGAGGCUUCGGGAUGGGGUUCGAACGCUACCUGCAGUACAUCUUGGGAGUUGACAACAUCAAAGACGUGAUUCCUUUCCCCAGGUUCCCUCACUCCUGUCUGCUGUAGCUCAGCAGCUGACUGAAGCGGAGCAAACUGCUGGUGUCGCCACGUGUGCGUAACGUGAGCAUGGGACAGUGCGUUUUAGUGGGAAAUGGAGAAGAUUUGGGUAUCACGAAGCUCUCCGUGAACUUAAUGGUGGCUUACUGAAAAUAACACGUGUUCUGGUGAGGUUAUGGAAGCACAGAUGCUGUUCGUUUCAUAACAGUUCACGUCGUUAGUGAUUUCAGGAGUGAUAAUAAAUAAAUAAACCCUUAACUAAAGGGUUGAGGUUCUCCUGAGACUAACAGGAGUGAUGGGAGUACUGAAUCAGUAUUGUUGGGAGGUAGUGGGGGUUUCGUGUGAAAUAUUAAUAAGGAGGUGUGACCUGAAAGGGACGGGGAGCCAGGACUGCUGGGAGGCUUUAAUAGGCUUUAAUUAAAUGCCUGCACGGCGCUUUGAAGAUUGAGCAUUAUAAAAUUGCAAAGUAUUGUCACGGCUGAGAUGCAUCUUGCUCUUACGAAAUGACAACUGUACAGCGUGAUUCUCCCCACCCCGAGUUAAAAGCAAAUGCUGUUUACCUUGGAAAAAUCAGCCAGACCUAGCAAGGAAAAACGUCGUCCUGGAACUGCCGGAGCGAAUUGGAUGGCUGAUGUUUGAUUUUGUGAAUCAUCAAUAAAGAUGUACGCUGGGUAGUUUUGUAA
Molecule: messenger RNA, 2209 nt
Organism: Oxyura jamaicensis (ruddy duck)
Lineage: Eukaryota; Metazoa; Chordata; Aves; Anseriformes; Anatidae
Gene: NARS2
Product: asparaginyl-tRNA synthetase 2, mitochondrial
Exons: 14
Coding region: 39-1535 (498 amino acids)
Biological process (GO): asparaginyl-tRNA aminoacylation
Cellular component (GO): mitochondrion
Molecular function (GO): ATP binding; asparagine-tRNA ligase activity; nucleic acid binding
Source: RefSeq, a predicted model, not a curated record